CAUUGUUGCAUUGUUGUUGUUCAUCAAUGCAAAAAGUAGCAGCAAUAUCAACCAUGAUAAAUCUUCCCUUCUUACAUUGAAAUCCCAUAUUACCUCAGAUCCAUACAAUGUCCUAAGAAAUAAUUGGACCAUCGAAACCUCUGUUUGCAGUUGGAUUGGGGUCACUUGUGACUCUAGCAACAAUAGGGUGCACAAUCCCGCCAGAAAUUGGAAAUCUUUCUUCUCUUGUGUCUCUAAACAUGAGCGAAAACUUGUUUCACGGCCUUCUUCCAACAUCUAUAUUCAACAUGUCGUCAUUACAAGUCCUUUCCUUUAGGAACAAUAGCCUAUCUGGAAGUCUCCCAAAGGACAUGUGCAGCGGCCACAGUAAUCUUCCUAGAUGGCUCAGAGUAUUGCGUUUAUCUUACAACAAGUUUGAUGGUGAAAUAUCGUCGAGAUUGGGUCAAUGUUCACAUCUUGAAUUGAUCUCCUUGAGUCACAACAAUUUCGUCGGAAACGUGCCCGGUGGAAUCGGAAACCUAUCUUCUCUUGUGGACUUGUUUAUGUUUGAAAACUUACUCCAUGGUCCUGUUCCGACAUCUAUUUUCAACAUCUCGUCAUUACAAGUUGUUUCCUUCUGGAACAAUAGCUUGUCAGGAAACCUGCCAGUGGAUCUGUGCAGCCACAAUAAUCUUCCCGAACUCAGCGAACUUGAUCUAUCUUAUAACAAGUUUGAUGGAGAUAUACCGUCGAGUUUGGGUCAAUGUUUACAGCUUGAAUCGAUCGACUUGUCUGAUAAUGGAUUCGUCGGAAAUGUGCCAGGUGGAAUCGGAAAUCUAUCUUCUCUUCUGAAUCUGUAUAUGAACAACAACUUACUCCGUGGUCCUAUUCCGAUAUCUAUUUUCAACAUCUCGUCAUUAGAAGUUGUUUCCUUCUCUUAUCCGGAAAACCUGCCCCUGGGUAUGUGCGACAACAAUAAUCUUCCCAGACUCAGAGAACUUUAUCUAGAUUAUAACAAGUUUGAUGGAGAAAUACCGUCGAGUUUGGGCCAAUGUUCACAAAUUGAAUGGAUCAGCAUUUCUAAUAACGGAUUCGUCGGAAACAUGCCGAGUGAAAUCGGAAAUCUAUCUUCUCUUGUGAAGAUAUUUAUGUCCAACAACUUACUCCAUGGUUCAAUACCUUAUGCGAUUGGAAAUCUAUCAGAACUCAGUUACCUAGAUCUCCAUUCCAACAAAUUAAGAGGGGAGAUUCCACCAUCCCUCUGCAACUUAAGAUACCUUGAAUAUCUCCAUCUAUCACACAACAGUUUGGAAGGGUCAAUUCCACAUUGUCUCGGAAACUUCAGCAGAGUUUUAUUUCUCUUGCAUCUAAAGGAAAAUCUAUUUCACGGCCUCAUUCCUGCAACAUUUACAAAGGGUUGUCUUCUUGAGUCACUUAACUUAAAUGGUAAUAAACUUGAGGGAGCAUUACCCAAAUCUCUUGUUCAUUGCAGAAAUCUACAAGUUCUUGAUGUGGGAAACAAUGAAAUAGAAGACAUGUUCCCAUGCCAUAUUGCUCGAUUCGAACACGACGACUACAUAUCCCACAACGAGUUCACGGGCAUUUUACCUGCCAGAUACUUGGAGAACUUUGUAUCCAUGAUCAAUGUGAAAGAGAAUAAAGCAGAAGAAAGUAAUUGGUUUUCAUAUUAUGAAGAGUCAAUGGAGUUUGUUUUGAAAGGAGUGGAGCUUCCAAUUGUGAGACUUCUGAUAACAUUUACAACCAUUGACAUGUCCGAUAAUAGAUUUUCUGGGGCUAUUCCGCAGUCCAUAGGAAACCUUAAUUCUCUCAGGUACUUCAAUAUGUCUCGUAACAACAUCACAGGGAAUAUACCAGCAUCUCUCGGAAAUAUGAGUAUACUCGAAUCGUUGGACUUGUCUUCGAACCGACUGGUGGGGGAAAUUCCAUUGCAAUUGACAAAGCUGACGUUUCUUUCCAAAUUGAACCUUUCAUUCAAUAAUCUUGAUGGUCAGAUACCUCAGUCUAGUACCGGUCAAUUUCCAACAUUUGACAACACUUCGUACAUGGGAAACUCGGCAUUAUGCGGAUUACCAUUGACCAAAAAGUGCAACCAGGACAAUGUGUCAAGUUUGGUUCCGGUGUAGCCACAUGGUGAUGAUGACUUCGGUUUUAUCG
This is a messenger RNA of Erythranthe guttata (spotted monkey flower), 2154 nucleotides long. NCBI's taxonomy places the organism in Eukaryota, Viridiplantae, Streptophyta, Magnoliopsida, Lamiales, Phrymaceae. The record is from RefSeq and is a predicted model, not a curated record.